Thrips palmi is the source of this 5880-nucleotide messenger RNA. Its product is annotated as protein split ends-like. The record is from RefSeq and is a predicted model, not a curated record. NCBI's taxonomy places the organism in Eukaryota, Metazoa, Arthropoda, Insecta, Thysanoptera, Thripidae. The transcript is spliced from 7 exons. Bases 160 to 5484 code for a protein of 1774 amino acids.
GCGAAUAUUGCACGGGACGGCCGCGGCCGACGCGUAGGUUAGGGUUCAUCGAAGGUGGAAACGGGCGCGGGAACGUCGUGCACUGUUUUCUAUCCGUUAAGUUUGUCGCAGAAACCGAGUGAUUGCCGUCAUCGUUCGCGGAACUGAAGCCAAGCAGCCAUGGCGUCCGCAGCGGACGAGAACUCACCCCCGAGACUAGAUGCCCUGCCGAAAUCCCGGCGCCUGUCGUCGCUCAUCGACUCUCCCAGCAGAGUGACUCGCAGCCAAGUCCGCCGGCUCUCCAGCGCCCCCAGUGCUGCUGCGGCGGAGGCUCCCUUGCCCAUGUCCCCCAAGCCCACCGUGUCCACCAGAAGGCGCUCGGCGGUCGCCGCGAGGAGCGACGCGGCGCACCAAGAUGAGGCUCCUGCUUCUCAAGAGGAGCCGGACACCGGCAAGGCACUGCCCAGGAGGCGAUCUGUCAGGAAGUCGUUUGCGGAUGGGAAUGACGAAGGUCCGCUGUCAAGUCGAUCAAGCAAGCUGAGCAGCAUCGAUGAAGAUUCGAAGGCUAACUCCAAGGAAGAGUCUAAACCCACAGCCAUGUCAGAGUCAAGGCCUGUUACGAGGCGCACAAGAGCUUCCAUGGCCUCUGCUCUGGAACCAGAACCAGAAAUUUGUCUGCCAACUACUCGACGCACCCGGCGUAGCUCCAUCAGCAGUGUCUCCUCCAUAACUUCGAGUGUUGUUGCAUCUCCCAGGACCCGCUCACGGAAGAACUUGUCCCCUGUACCGUCUCCUACCUUCUCUGAAGUCAGUACCAUGUCAGAAGUUCCAGAAACUUCUCCAGCUUCAAAAACUAGCCCAAGUAAAGACAGCAGCCCUUUGGUCGAUAAAUCGGAGAAGAAAUUGGGCACUCCUCGCCAAUUGCAAUUCCACAAUUCAGACUCUGCCAAGACCAAGAGAUCAUCAUUCAUUGUGUCUGAACAUAUUGAGGGUGAAGAUACCAGUUCCAAGACUGAUGGUGUAGAAAGUUGUCAGCCUGCAAGGAGGUCGCAGGGAAGAUUGUCAUCAAAAUCUCCUCUAAAAUUUGUGGAAACACCUAUGGACGAUAGUGUGAAGUCCAAUCAUGAUGUGGAGAAAAAAUCGAAUGAUGAAGGCAAUGUUGAGGUAGAAUUUAACAAAGCCAGAAGUUCUGUCGGCCGUUUGUCAUUGUCUGCAAACAAGUCAUCACGUUUAUCACUGUCUUCAAACAAGUCAACGCCGAACAAAUCGUCACCAUCACUGAUUGAGAAGUUUGACAGUUCUCCUAAUUUAUCUCUCAGCGGAUCUCGUCGGAGUUCCAAAAGACUAUCUCUUUCAUCAAACAAAGCAUCGCCUGCUGAAAAUUUAAAGUCUGAUUUACAUUUAACUGAAAGUGAAGAUAAGGUCAACUCGGAAUCUAGAUCUCCCGCUGUCUUUAUGUACAACCGUUCAAAUGUGACAGAAGAAAAUGCUGGCUCACCCAGACUGACUUGGAAUGGUUCUCUGAGAGAAUCAGCUGGAAGGCUCUCCAGCAAGUCUUCCCCUUUUAAGUUUGAUGUGUCUGACGGAGUGUCUCCUAAAAAGUCUCAACCUGAAACUGCCAGCUCAGAAAAUGUCCAAUCUUAUGAAGCCUCUCAAGACGUUACUUCUAAUAGUUCUGUCCUGCCAGAAAAGAGUGAGCUCGACAAUUCUACAAGAAGUUCCACCCGAAAGAUCUCUGUAGGAAAAUCCCCAUUGUUGGGCUUGCAAGAAUUGCGAUCAGAGAAUUCCUCCAGUCCAGAUUCUAGUGUGACCAAAGGCAGCACUGAUCAGCAAAUAUUUGAUGUGGAAGAUUCUUCAACUGACCCAAGCUUAGUUGAGGUGGUUGUCGAGAAGAGGAACUCUUUGGGCAGAUUGUCCUUGUCUUCUAAGCAGGCUACACCAAGUAAGCUUCAGAGCCCUGCUGGUCCCUCUAAGGUGUCUGAUAUUGAGACCAAGGGUAGGUUUUCACUGUCUUCGAACAAAUCAACACCUGCCAAAUCUGCUAAAUUUGAUACUUUUGAAGUGUCUAAUACUGAAAGUCAGCAGUCCUCACUUAGUAGACUUUCAUUAUCUUCUAAUAAAUCAACACCAGCCAAGUCUCCUCAAUUUGAUAAUCCUGAACUGUCAAAUACUGACAGCAACCAGAAGACUUCAGUGAACAGGUUGUCAUUAUCUUCCAACAAAGCCACGCCAUCCAAGUCAUCAAAGGCUGAAGCUGUGGCCACCCAGGAGCAUAUUUCCACCCCAAGUACAAGUGGCUCUUCAGACAAGUUGUCUCCAGCAAAUUCAUCAGACAGUGGCUCUCCCCAAUCGGCCGAUGAAGAUGCGCCCAAUACCUUUUUAAGCAGAUUUUCAUUGUCAUUCAAUAAGUCAACACCAGCUAAGGCUUCACCUGCAAAGUCACCUAAUACUCCUCAGGUGCAGCUCAAUGAAUCGCAGCGCAGCUCCAUUGGUAGAUUGUCUUUGUCCUCAAACAAGUCACCACAACCAGAAGGCCUCAGAGCCAAUGAUGAAAUGGAGCAUGUCUCUGAUAAUGAAGAAUCAGACUCUGUCUCAUCUGCAGAUCCUUCUCAACGUCGUGAGUCAGUGGGUAAACUGAAUUUAUCGGGCAAAGUCGAAACAUCAUCCUCAACAAAGUCAACUGGAAGACCAUCUUUAACUCCAAGCAAGAUAUUGAACAUUUCUCACCAUCAAGAGGAGGAUGCCAGUAGUGAUGAUGAUGCAAGCAAUGAAGACAAUGAUGAUGCCAACAAUGACGCCAAUCAUGCCAAUGGCGAUGCCAGCAAUGAUUCCUUCAAGCUGUCCUCCAAAAUUUUCAGUCACUUGAACCCCAGUGAAGUUUCAAGACGUGCGUCUACAGGAAACCUCUCUAAGAAACCAUUGAUAUCUGACCAGAAAGCAAGGGCUUCAAUGGGACCCCUGAUCAACCCUUCAACGUCAUACCCAGACGAUUCAGAGGAUGAAAAUGACUCCUCUAAUUCAUCAGGUGGAAUUGGGGACAGCUCUAAUACAGCAAAUGACCGAAGCCAAUUUGGAAUGGGUGAAUUGACAUUGUCUCCCAUCAAGCAGGAUAGUCCAUCUAAGAAACGCAGUCUUACCCCUGCCUCUGACAAGACUUGCAAUGAACCUGAACGACAAACAUCCCCUAGCAAUCUGUUGGAAAAGUCAACUGUGUUCGAUGAUGAUUCUUUUGCCUCCAAUACUGAAACCAGUGAACAAGCUUUAGAAAUGUCAGUGAGCAGCCUAAAACCUAGCAAUUUGAACAAGUCUAUUAAUAAUGAGAAUAAUGUGUCCCAGCUUGCUGAUGCUGCAGAUUUAGACUCAUCAAAGAGAUUUUUGAAGACCCCUACUAAAGAUGUCCCUAACGAAGAAAGCAUUACUACUAGCAAAGUGUCCUCUCAAAAGAAGCUGGGUUCUACUAAAGUUUACCAAGCUGCUGCAGUUUUGAUGAGUGGUGGCAAGAUUUCCGAUUUUGAUGAUGAUGAUUCUGAUGACAGUCAGUUGCAGACAGUCUUUUCUCCAUCAACCAUGAGCAAGAAGGAGAUAAGGUUGGAGAAGAAAGCCCGAAGAAAGGCAGAGAAAGAAGCAAGGAAGAAACUGAAGCAGGAAUGGAAUUCCUAUACCUGUGUGAAUGAGAUAAAAUCUUUAAAACAAUCUAUGGCAAAAUCUUUUGCAAGAUCUUUAGAAGUUGCUGAAGCUGCAACCAAACCUGAUUACAAAGAAAAUACUCAUCAAACUCAAAUCAGUCCUCACCCUGAAAGUAGCAAGAAGAAGAAAAGCAUAGAGGCAAAUGUGGCUAGGAGUGAGGUUUCAAAUGUUAUGGAUGAAAAGUUAGAUUUAUCUGAAAAAACUUCCAGCAAAAGGCGAAAGACCCUUUCUCAGUCAGAAUGUGACCUUCCACUUGAAGACGAUGAAAAUAACACACCUUCACCUCUGAAGAAUGAUGAAAAGCCUGCUGAGACCGACAUUCAAAGUGCUGAAAAGUUGAAGAAGUUGAAGAGGUCAAAGAGUGGAAGUGCUGACUUGGAGACUGGUGUCAGCAAUCACCAUGAAGAAAUAGGAACCGGGAAUACUUUACCUGAUGAUGUAAAGACUGCUUGCAAGAAGAAAAAGAAGAAGGCUAAGACUAUCACUGCAACAGAAAUGGAACUUAAUGCUGAAGUACCUCCUGCUUCAAAGGACAAGAAAAAGAAACUGAAGAAAAAGGGUCUGGUUGACGAUGCACCCACGGCAGAGCUUCCUUUGAAGGCCAAGAAGAAGAAAUUGAAGAAAAGUGUUCUGGGCGAUGAGGCACCUCUAGAAGAUAUUUCCAUUAAGAAGAAGAAGAAAAAACAAAAGUUAGCCUCUGAAAAUCACUCUGUUGAAGAAACUACGACUGAAGCUCUCAAAAUAAAAAAGAAGAAGAAAAAGAACAAGGAUUCAGUUCUUCAGCCAUCCUCAGCUUCAGAAGAAAACUUCAGCAAUGUACUUUCCCAUGAUUUACAGAAACAGAAAAAAAAGAAGAAAAGGAAGUUGUCUUCGAUUGAUGGGACUGUGGACAUGGAUGAGAAUUCGAGCACGAAGGUGAUGUUAGUUGAUGACACCAAUGCAACUCAUUCAGGAAGUGGAAAAACACAGGUGAAAAAGCUCAAGAAAAAGAAAGAAAAGCUGAUGCCUGAUGAAAAUAAGGAAGUUUCUUCAAAACAACAUAAAAAGAAACUCAAGGAAAAGAGGGUCUUGGAACUGGUCCCCAGUACAGCUGAUGGUUCUGAUUCUGAAGAUGAACCCACAUCGGUUUCAUUUGCUGCAGGAAAGAAUGCUGCCCUUGCAUUGAUGGAGGCGGCAGCACUGAACAUUAAACAGCAAAAAGAGAUGAAAAAGCAGAAAAUAAAAGAAGUGCAGGAGAAAAGAAGGCAGGAGAAAUCAGCUAAGAUGCUGAAGCAGAAGAAAAAUAUUAUUGAUGUAGAUGUUGGAAGCCACACUUCUAAAAAAGGUGGAUUUCCUGUUUCAUCUUCUAAAAUCAUCUUUGAUGACCAAGGCAUUAGUCAGAAAGUUAAACCACCAAAGCGUCUGCCAACUGACCUUCUGGAAUCUCUCAGUGAGCAACCAGCAACGAAGUAUGUUAAACGGCCUGAUGGUUCCAAAGAGAAAGUUCCUGCGGAUGCAGUGUCAUCUGAAGAGCUUAAGAAGCGUGAAAUGAAGAAAGCUAGGAUAUUAGCACGUAAGUUGGAAAAGCAAAAGUUGCUCCAGUCUGAUUAUGUACCUUUAGAGGGAGUACUUGGUGCCACCCGCUUUGGCGUUGUUCCUCUGCGGAAUAUCAUGCUUGCCAAGAAGCUUCAGCGAAACAAACUUGCCGAGGAGGCUGCAAAUUUCCGUCAAGCAAAUUUGUUUGGAAAUCGCAUCCGCAGAACUCCUAUUUCUUCUGCAAUUUCUUAUCAAGAAAAACGGAAAGCAUCUGGGACAGACGGAUUAGUGUACAAGAAGUAAUAAGUAGAUUAAACUUCCUUAAAUUUUUUGAUUGUGUGCAUGUAAAUGUAAGUGAAGAUUGGAACAUGAUUAAAUUCAUUGACUUGGAUUAUACUUUCCAAGCUUCAUGUAUGUCAUUGAAAAUUGAUGUGUGCUCCAAGCAUUUUGUUCGCCGGUGAAAAAGUUGAUUUUCUUCUGUUUCCUUUUUUUCUUUUUAUUAAGACUUGUGUGCCCAGAAUAAAACUUUUAUAACUGUAAAUGUGAUUUUAUGUAUAAUUGCUUGAUAUUUUUGUAUUUAAGGUUCUUUGAUGCAGAUGCAUUAUGUAUUAUGAAACAUCUGAUGUUAAGGGCUGUGCUGGAUAAUUUGUUCAAAUAAAACGACCCCUGCACUAGGCAGGCUUAAAAAAUAACAAACCA